CAAACACGUUUCGACGAUUUCCCGCUGGAUGAGCGCUUGCUGGCCUCUAUCCGGGAAACCGGUUUUGAAUUCUGCUCGCGCAUUCAGGCGGAAACCUUGCCGUUGGCGCUAGCGGGGCAGGAUAUUGCAGGUCAAGCACAAACCGGCACGGGUAAAACCGGGGCAUUUCUGGUAGCUGUUUUCCAGCAUUUAUUGAAAAAUCCGCUGCCUGAUGCUGGAGCAGGUACAGUGCGUUGCAUGAUUCUUGCGCCAACGCGUGAGCUGGCAAUCCAGAUCGCGCGUGACGCUGAAGAAUUGGGUAAGCAUACGGGUUUGCGUUCAGUGCUGGUAUACGGUGGAGCCGGUUACGACAAGCAGCGCCGUCAGUUUGAAGAGCCUGUGGAUGUGCUGAUCGGUACGCCGGGUCGGGUGAUUGAUUACUGGAAACAGCACGUUUUCACCCUCAAAUAUGCUCAAGCCUUGGUCAUGGAUGAAGCCGAUCGCAUGUUUGAUAUGGGCUUUAUUCAAGAUGUGCGUUUCUUGAUGCACAAAAUGCCACCGCCAGCGAAACGUUUGAACAUGCUAUUUUCCGCUACGUUGUCACAACGGGUGUUGGAGUUGGCCUACGAGCACAUGAAUAAUCCGCAGCAAAUCAAGAUCGAAGCGGAAUCCGUGCGGGCUGAUAAUAUUGCUGAGCAUGUGUAUUUUCCGGCGAAUGAGGAAAAAAUUCCGUUACUGAUUGGUUUGAUUCGUAAGCUUCAGCCGUUUCGCGCCAUUGUGUUUGUUAACACCAAACAUAUUGCGGAGAAAAUCGAUGAUUUCUUGCGAGCCAAUGGUAUUACGUCUGACCUGAUUUCCGGGGAUGUGCGUCAAAAUAAACGCGAAAAGUUGCUGCAAGCCUUUGAGGCCGGUGACUUUCAGGUGAUGAUUGCCACCGAUGUGGCGGCGCGUGGUUUGCACAUCCCGGAUGUGUCGCAUGUGUUCAACUUUGAUUUGCCGCAAUUAGCGGAGGAUUACGUGCAUCGCAUCGGGCGUACCGCACGGGCGGGGGCUUCUGGUGAGGCACACAGCUUUGCGUGUGAGGAUACGGCGUUCUACUUGCCCGAUAUUGAGGCAUUCACGGGGAAGUCCAUUCCGGUGGAAAGAAUGACGGCGGAGUUGCUUCCUGCUGAACUCCAGCGCCCUCAACGUACC
Molecule: messenger RNA, 1173 nt
Organism: Darwinula stevensoni
Lineage: Eukaryota; Metazoa; Arthropoda; Ostracoda; Podocopida; Darwinulidae
Source: the annotation of a GenBank genome assembly